This is a messenger RNA of Clunio marinus, 297 nucleotides long. The record is from the annotation of a GenBank genome assembly. Lineage: Eukaryota; Metazoa; Arthropoda; Insecta; Diptera; Chironomidae.
AUGAACAUUUUGCAAGGAAAUUUCAUUGCGAGAUUUAAAUUAAAUAUUGCUCGUCUCAGAUUGACAAAAAACAUCCAAGAUAAAGAAAUAAACAAAAGUGAGGGAAAAGAAAUUGAAACCAGCGAACAAAACAAGAAGAAGCGUUGUUUAUAUCAACAAAAGUUUUAUUAUCCUAUCAAGAAUAUGACAAUGCCGUUGGCAGCCGUCGAGUGCGAGGAAGAGAAAAGAAAUAUUGCCAAUCUCUUACAUCACAUGACUUUUGCUGGCAAAGCAUUGGCUUUGUUCGGAAGCCUUUGA